GCUAGGGGAAGUGACGUCACAGCGCGAUGGCGGCGGCUCCUUUAGGCGGCUGAAGGGGGAUUUAGGCCCGGAAGAUCCGAGUCCAUCCGCGGCGGGGAGAGGGCAAGCGGGGCCGGCAGGGGCCGGAGCAGUGGCGGCGGCGCUCGGACUGUCCCAUCCGCCCCGUAUUGAGGCGCUGGGAGCGGCGGGGCGGCCGGAAAGCGAUGGUGAAAGCGGGGCCGUGAGGGGGGCGGAGCCGGAGCGGACCCGCAGUAGCGGCAGCAGCGGCGCCGCCUCCCGGAGCGCAGACCCAGGAAGCGGCCGGGCGGGCAGGAGCUAGCUGCACCGCCGCCAUGGAGCUGAGGGUCGGGAACAGGUACCGGCUGGGCCGCAAGAUCGGAAGCGGCUCCUUCGGAGACAUCUAUCUCGGUACGGACAUUGCUGCAGGAGAAGAAGUUGCCAUCAAGCUUGAAUGUGUCAAAACCAAACAUCCUCAGCUCCACAUUGAGAGCAAAAUCUACAAAAUGAUGCAGGGAGGAGUGGGCAUCCCUACCAUUAGAUGGUGCGGGGCCGAGGGAGACUACAAUGUCAUGGUGAUGGAGCUGCUGGGACCAAGCCUAGAAGACCUCUUCAACUUCUGCUCGAGGAAGUUCAGUCUCAAAACUGUUCUGCUGCUGGCUGACCAAAUGAUUAGUCGUAUUGAGUACAUUCACUCGAAGAACUUCAUCCACCGAGAUGUGAAGCCAGAUAACUUCCUCAUGGGGCUGGGGAAGAAAGGAAACCUGGUCUACAUCAUUGACUUUGGGCUGGCCAAGAAGUACCGGGAUGCCCGCACACACCAGCACAUCCCCUACCGAGAGAACAAGAACCUCACAGGGACGGCGCGCUAUGCCUCCAUCAACACACACCUUGGAAUUGAACAAUCUCGGAGGGACGACUUGGAAUCUCUGGGGUACGUGCUGAUGUACUUCAACCUGGGCUCUCUCCCCUGGCAGGGGCUGAAGGCUGCCACCAAGAGGCAGAAGUACGAGAGGAUCAGUGAGAAGAAGAUGUCUACUCCCAUUGAAGUGCUGUGCAAAGGCUAUCCCUCUGAAUUUGCCACAUACCUGAAUUUCUGCCGUUCCUUGCGUUUUGACGACAAACCUGACUACUCCUACCUGAGACAGCUCUUCAGGAAUCUGUUUCAUCGCCAGGGCUUCUCCUAUGACUAUGUGUUCGACUGGAACAUGCUCAAAUUUGGUGCCAGCCGGGCUGCAGAUGAUGCUGAGCGGGAACGCCGGGACCGAGAGGAGCGAUUGAGACACUCCCGAAAUCCAGCCACCCGUGGCCUCCCUUCCACAGCCUCGGGCCGCCUGCGGGGGACCCAGGAAGUGGCUCCCCCAACACCCCUCACCCCUACCUCACACACAGCCAACACCUCUCCUCGGCCCGUCUCUGGCAUGGAACGAGAGCGGAAAGUGAGCAUGCGGCUGCAUCGUGGGGCCCCAGUCAAUGUUUCCUCAUCUGAUCUCACAGGCCGACAAGAUACCUCUCGCAUGUCCACCUCACAGAAUAGCAUUCCUUUCGAACACCACGGCAAGUAGCUGCUCGUCUCCGUCGGAAGGCAGCACUGGAUUCCUGGUCGGGUGGCUUCCAGUGGUCUUCAGUCUGUCGUACACCGAUGAGAACUCUCCUUUUUGCUGUGAAGGGCAGACAAUGCAUGGCUGAUCUACUCUGUUACCAAUGGCUUUACUAGUGACACGCCCCCCGGUCUAGACCCGAAACGUUAACGCCGGGAGCUCUCCAGGCCACUCACCCAGCGACGCUCAUGGGGAAUCAAAAUACAAACUAAACGGACAGGCUCCAAGAGCUGCCACCGCCAGGGGCUGCCACCAUGGCCCCCACGUGAGCUCAGUUGUCACGGGGCUGGGAAGAAGAGCAGAGUAUGGGAGACCAUUGCAGAGAGAACCAGACUCCUGUCAAGAGCUCUCAGCUCCCUCCAAUGGUGGCAAACCUGCGCUCCCUGAUGAUCCUACCGCAGCUACCCGUCUUCUACUUGGUUAAGACAGUUUUGUAUCAUUUUGCUAAAAAUUACUGGCUUAAAUCUGUGUAAAGAAA
Molecule: messenger RNA, 2076 nt
Organism: Castor canadensis (American beaver)
Lineage: Eukaryota; Metazoa; Chordata; Mammalia; Rodentia; Castoridae
Gene: Csnk1d
Product: casein kinase 1 delta
Biological process (GO): protein phosphorylation
Molecular function (GO): ATP binding; protein kinase activity
Source: RefSeq, a predicted model, not a curated record